Rhagoletis zephyria (snowberry fruit fly) is the source of this 558-nucleotide messenger RNA. RefSeq names its product delta-sarcoglycan-like. The record is from RefSeq and is a predicted model, not a curated record. Gene Ontology annotation, biological process: heart contraction. Gene Ontology annotation, cellular component: sarcoglycan complex; membrane. NCBI's taxonomy places the organism in Eukaryota, Metazoa, Arthropoda, Insecta, Diptera, Tephritidae.
AUGCUGGAGAAUCAUUUAUUUCUUGGGCACGAUAAGCUCGAGUGCAUAGCGAAGGAAAUUCGCAUCAAUGAUACCAACGGGCGAAAUUUAUUUUCUGUAAAUCAAAAUGAAGUCACAAUCGGUGCACACGCAUUGCGAAUUGACGGUGAAGGUGGCGCCAUAUUUCGGGAAUCCAUACAAACGCCACAUAUACGCGCCGAACCGGCGCGCGAGCUGAGACUGGAAUCUCCAACACGUCAGCUGGAACUGACUGCAGCAAAGGAUAUAAAUUUGCAAUCGCGUGCCGGAGCAAUCGAAGUGACUGCGCUAAAGGAUGUACGACUGAGUGCGCUGGAUGGCAGUCUGCGCUUGGAGUCCUCCAAAAUACUCAUGCCGAAUUUGCGUACAGCACAACCGCCUUCAUUGGGAGCGCCACAAAGUCGUGACCAUUUACAUCGUGUCUUCCAGUUAUGCGCCUGUUCCAAUGGCAAACUCUUUCUUGCUGCGCCACAUUCGAUAUGCGCCGGCGAUGAUAGUACCGUUUGCAGAUGAUUGCCAGAACGGAGACAAUAAAGCGGG